Messenger RNA from Phytophthora infestans T30-4, 2478 nucleotides. RefSeq lists its product as uncharacterized. NCBI's taxonomy places the organism in Eukaryota, Oomycota, Peronosporomycetes, Peronosporales, Peronosporaceae. The record is from RefSeq and is a predicted model, not a curated record. The transcript is spliced from 7 exons. Gene Ontology annotation, biological process: SCF-dependent proteasomal ubiquitin-dependent protein catabolic process. Gene Ontology annotation, cellular component: SCF ubiquitin ligase complex. The coding region runs from base 1 to 2478 and encodes 825 amino acids. Gene Ontology annotation, molecular function: protein binding.
AUGCAACGAGCUACACUUCAUUGCCGAGGCGAUGCAAAGAACCUGACGAUGCCUCCAAUUGAGCUGCUCUGUCAGGAUGCCAGAGGCUUGAAGACGAAACAAGAAGUUGACUUGCGUAACUUCACCUGUGUCUCCAAUGAAUGGCUGUUUGCUAUUGCGUCACAUCCGGCUGCAAGUGGUUCUGGUACUUUUCGGACGCUUAUACUGGCAGGAACGUCUAUUACCGACAGCGGCAUUGUACAUCUGAGCAAACUCAAGUCUCUGACGAGUCUCGACGUCUCUGGUUGCCACGCACUGACCGAUGCAGGCUUGAACACCAUCCGACGUCAACUGAGCUCACUGCAGACAUUGCACCUUGACGAAUGUUAUCAUUUUUCCAGUGCUGUUCUCUGUAAUGUUUGGAAAGAUUGCAAGCGUCUUCACUCUCUAUCUAUUCGAGGGUGUCCAGGCGUCACCGACGCAUUCUUGCAAUGUCUAGCAACCACAAAGCGAUCAUCUGAGGCAAAUCUUCGGUCACUAGAUGCUCGCCAGUGCAAACAUUUAACUUCGUCUGGAAUUUCCUAUCUCGCCAACUCUUCCUUGAAAGAUAUGAAAAUAAAUUACCUCGCUGUGGAUGACUGUCUUGGUGUGGACAACGUGGCUUUCUUUGGGUUCGAGACGAGUCCGGGUCUUCGCUCCCUCUCAUCAUUGAGCUUGAGUGGACUUUGUGUCGACGAGACGGCGAUAAGUUGGAUCGUUAAAGGCUGCGGAGCGUCUUUACAGUGUCUCAACGUUGCACGAUGUAAAGUAUUAUCGGAUUUUGCCCUACUACUCAUGGCUCCUUUGAUCUCCUCGCCUCGGUUUAUCAAACUCAACUUGCAAGAAUGUCCCCUUAUUACCAAUACAGGCAUCAAGAACCUCUUUUCUCUCGAGGAAGAGAAGAAUCAAGACGACGAUGAGAUUUUACCAACGAGUUUGGCAUUUCUAAAUCUGAAAAACUGUUUAAAUAUUGGAGAUGACGCCAUGGUUUUAAUUGGGAAAUACGGUGGAAAUCUGAUCAAACUCAACCUGAAAGGGCUUCGAAAAGUGUCGGAUCGAGGAAUAAUGGAACUCGCUAAAGGAUGUCCGUUGCUGAAGAAAAUGUCGCUUUCUGGGAGAAAUAUAACAGUACAAACGUUUAAAUUACUCGGAAAAUUGUGUCGGAAAUUGCAAGUUUUGGACAUUUCUAGGCGACGAGACCUAGAGUCUCCAGCGUGUUUUCUGCAUCUUGUAUCAAGAGUGCAUCCACUGCUACGAAUCGAUUUGAGCGCCACAAACGUGUGUGAUGCAGGAGUGACCUUACUGGCGUCUGCUUGUCGGCAAUUGGAAAAUAUCAAUUUGUCCAAGUGUGCUCAGAUCACGGAUUUUGCAGCUGAAGCGCUUGCUUCACGGUGUUUCCAGCUCAGAAUUCUCCUCUUAGCCAACGCGCGUGGCAUCACUGAUAGGACUCUGACGGCACUGGCGUUCACAAAAAUUCCGUUGGAAAUUCUCGACUUGAGUGGCAACACACGCGUAACAGACGAAGGUCUUCUCGUAUUGUGUAGCGGCUGUCAGCAGAUCCAGGAAUUGCGUCUUAAAGGCUGUGAUCGACUAUCUCAAAAAGUAGUCAAGUGCUGUAACGAUAACCUCCUGCCUUUUACUAAGCCGUUUACUGCUGCUUCAUUGGUUAAAACACUUGCUACGGGAGGUGGAAACUCGGCCAUGGUGCUCGAACCAUUGCCGAAAGUGCACAUCGAGCUACUUCAGCUGCUACAGAUGCAGUAUGAAGCUGCUGUCGUCUUGCAGAAUCGAUUCCGCAAGUGGCAAAACAAGAAUUUCACAAUACAUUUUCUUGCAAAUCGUCGAUUAUUGCGUGAAACCAGAGCAGCUCGAAAAAUUCAAAACUGCGUUCGAGAUUUCUUGGCCUGGCGUCGCUUUCUACACCUGCUCUCUCUUAAGGAAAGUGUGGCUAAGAUUGUGUUGGUACAAGCGCAUGCUCGUGGUAACCGAGGUCGACGAGAAUUUCGAACUUGGUGCUUUACUGCAAAUUUUGCAGCUCGACGAAUUCAAAAAUUCUAUCGACCACACUACAUUUUUCGACAAAAAAAUCGCAAUUACAACGCUCGUGAAAUUCAGCGAGUGUACCGUGGGUAUCUUGGUCGUCAAAGAUACCACCAACUUAUCUACGAACGCAAACUUAAAUGUGGAGGUAAAAUUUGGCAAUGGUAUCGAAAAUGCCUCAAUUAUCGAGAAUUUCAAGCUCGAUCUCGAUGGCUAGUCAAGAAAAUCUACAGCAUUCAAGGCCAAUGGCGCAAGUACAAACGUCGACAGAAUUUCACCAAAUACAUGGCCUAUUAUCGCAAUGCAGCUAUCAAGAUCCAGAGUGUGUGGAGGCAGAAAUUGGCGAUCAAUCACGUGACAUUUGGCUCGAAUACGCACGAUGCCGGGCACGAAAGUUGUACUUGUAUCGACGAAAUUUGA